AUGAAAGCGAUUGAUGCAUAUUUCUUCGGGGCGUCAAUUGCCGCAGAAUCUGCACCUAGCCACCUUGACAUCAGGGAUUUAAAGACCUAUCAACAGCUGUUCACCUAUAUAAUCCCACUUAUUUCUCACCUGGGAUUCAUAAAUAUUGCCGUGGUUCUUGUGCGUUUACGCUGGUUCCGCAGAAGAGUCAAUAAAAUCAGUGCAAUGGUUUAUCAAGUUGCACCCUCUGAGGCCCAACGCCGUCUGGACGUGGAAACCCAUGCAUACAAGUUCCCUGAGGAUGAGGGAAAGGGGGCCGUGUUAGUAGAAGAAGCCGGCCCAAUCAGCGAUUCCUUUGGUGGCGGCAAGAGGCAAAGCACUACUCCAAAUGUGGAAUCAACUGGUAGCAAUACAAAUGCAAAUGAUACAAAUGAGGUUCCUGACCAGAAUGUCAACCCACAUCACACAAGCAUAUCUUUUGCGCCUGAUGUGCGAGGCUACGAUAAAUCGAAGGCCUUACAUGUCCCACCACCACAUGAGCGCGAGAGGGAAAGGCCAAUAGUGAAAGUUGAUCAAGUAUUCAGUGGCGAUGAAGAAAUCGUUAAGUCGAACGAUGUCAGCAUCGGAAGGUCUCUCUCAGCUAGUCGUCGGCUAAAGAGCAGGUCCUCGAGUGUCCAAUGCCAGCACUCUCGAAAGGGUUGCUUCAUCCAUCUUUGUGCUCGAAGGGAGGUCUAG
This is a messenger RNA of Paracoccidioides lutzii Pb01, 714 nucleotides long. RefSeq lists its product as hypothetical. The record is from RefSeq and is a predicted model, not a curated record. Bases 1 to 714 code for a protein of 237 amino acids. The transcript is spliced from 6 exons.